UCUUAUCCCUAUAAGUGGAAUAUUAAAAAUUCAGAGAGCACGUUUUUCUUCGGUUUUUAGCUUUUCCCGUAUCUCAGUCGAGCAGUGCCCCGGAGCUGCCGAUCCUCCCAUCGGCAUGAGGAGCCCGGCCAGGGGGAGUCCCGCCCAUUCACACGCUUCCAGCUCGCAUUAGCACAAAAAGCGGCGCUUUUGUCUUGCUGGAGGCUUCCUGGGUCCCACAGCUACUGUCCUGAGAGCCGGCGGAGGGCAAAAGCAAUGCGGCAUUGCUGGGUUUGCGAGGGGACCGGCGCUGCGGCAAAGGAGCCUUUCGGUAAUUUCGGGGAGCCGCAAUGAAGCAGCGGAGCUCCGCAACCAGCAGCGACACGCCGUGCGUUUACACCGGAUCCCGGCGGCGCCUGGGACCCACGGACAGCACAGAGUCCUGAGUCCAGUCAGUCUGAUGCGGGAUGCAUCUCCUCUCAUCAGUGGUGCUAGGCUUCAGCAGUGAUGGAGACGCGUCUGCGGCGGUCAAGAUAAACUUGUUGUCUUAUUUAAAAUAACAGCGGUGUGAUAUUGGCGUUGCACGGAAAGCGUGGCUUUAUUGGCAGACGGCAGAUGAAGAUCGGUCACUGCAGAUAACCCGAUAUAAUUUGGUGCAGGGAGUCUGAUGUAAGAUUCCCAUCCCCACAGUGAUAAUGGUUCUGAGAUGUCCCAGAAACAGGUCGCUGGUAUGGGGCGCCCUGUGCGUCGUCGUGGUAUACUGGGUCUAUAACUACCCGGUGUACCGACUGCCCAGCGACAGUGAGGUGGUGCGCGAGGUGCUGCGCCAGGGGCGGACAUGGCAGCGGAACCGCACAGGAAUCCAUCUACUCAGGAAGCUGCUGGAGGAGUGCUGUCAGCCUAAGGAGAUGUUCGCCAUAACCAAGGAAAACUCGCCCAUGGGGAAGGUUUUGUGGUACGACGGGGAACUUUACCACUCACACACGGUGAACAAUGUCACCUACCCCCUGUUUGUGCAGAAACCUCCACUUUCUUCACUCCUGAAGAAAUGUGCCGUCGUUGGCAAUGGAGGAGUCCUGAAGAGCAGUGGUUGUGGUGGGGAAAUCGACCAAUCGGAUUUCAUCAUGAGGUGCAACCUGCCGCCGCUGUCUAAGGAGUACACUGACGAUGUCGGGACCAAAACACACUUGGUGUCUGCGAAUCCCAGCAUCAUCGAAAAAAGGUUUCAGAACCUCCUGUGGUCCAGGAGAUCCUUUGUGGAGAGCAUGAAGGCUUAUGGCUCCAGCUACAUCUACAUGCCGGCCUUCUCCAUGAAACCAGGGACGGACCCAUCCCUUCGGGUUAGCUACGCCCUGUCCGACAGUGGCUCCAACCAGACGCUGCUCUUUGCCAAUCCAGACUUCCUGAGGAGCGUGGACAGGUUCUGGAAGGCCCGUGGCAUCCAUGCCAAGCGUCUCUCCACAGGCCUCUUUCUUGUGAGCCUGGCGCUGGGACUCUGUGAGGAGGUCACAGCCUAUGGCUUCUGGCCCUUCUCCGUGGGCCUGGAUGAGGGCUUCAUAAGCCACCACUACUAUGACAACGUCCUGCCCUUCUCCGGCUUCCAUGCCAUGCCUGAGGAGUUCCUGCGGCUGUGGCAACUCCAUAAGGGUGGCGUCCUGCGCAUGCGCGUCAGCAGAUGCCCGUCGGAAGCUGGGUAGUCCCUCACUGGCCCACCGUCACCAGCAUGCGAACAUUCGUCUGGGCUCCCUCCGUACUUGCCUCUGCAUGCCUCCCCUUCCCUAACGUUUGAUGUUUUUAGCUGGCAGAGAUGCCUGUUUGGAGUCAUGGAUCCUGAAAAUGUCGCAGACGUCGAUCUGGGUCGGCAGGACAUGGGGGAAGGAGGGGGAAGGAGAAAACCAGAGGAGAGAACAAAAUGAACAAGUCAGUGAGGUCAGCACUGCAGCUGCUCAACCAGAAUCACAGGGGGAGAGGGAAGUGCUGGCGAUUAAUGGCAAGGAUUAUCACAGUUCAUGAAGCAAGACUUCAGUGUGGAACCAGCAGUCCAGACAUGAGAACUGAGCAUUAAUACUUCUCUCUAUUUCCUUUGAUGUUUCCAAACUCGCUACUCAAUUGACGUCGUUUUAGCUAUAGGGUAACCUAACCUGCUAACGAAAAAAUAAAUAUAUCUUGGUGUCAUAAUACAUCAACGUAAUAAGAAGCUUGUGGGUGACAGAGAAGGACCCCAUACCAGUGUUUGGGAAAAGACAUGUGGAACAAUCAAGAAUCCUAAAUCAACAAUUUGGUUUGUCCUCAGUGAAAAUGACGGGAUGCCAUGAGAGGCAGCUCAGCUGAUGGCAGGAGUGGGUUCUGGGAGAGCCCGGUUCUCCAUGGGUCCUUCCUUUUGGGAAGAACAAUUUACAAAGGACACGCAAGAGUUCAUGGUGAGGCUGCACUGAGGCCAUUUUGACAGUGUUAAAAUCCACCCCCCAAGUCACAUUAAACUGCGAUAAUGAGCACUUUAUGGUACAAACAUGUGGGGAAAUUCAUACAUUACAAUCUUUGUUCUAUGGAACUAGCGAUGUCAGCUACCUCCUGAACUGGAGAAAUGGUUGGAAGAUGGAUGGAAGGGUGGAUAGGUGGAUGGAUGGAUGGGUGGAUGGAUGGAUGGGUGGAUGGAUGGUUGGAAGGCAGUGCGAGAAACGCGAAUGGUUUCUAACAGUGUUUUCAUUUGCCUUUGAUGCUGUACGAUUGGCUCCACUCGGGGGCCCAUAAUGCACUGCUUUGUUAGUUUACAUCAUCUCCCAGAAAGGUCCCCACUUCGUGCUUGUUGUCCUGUUCCAUCGAGGUGCCGGUUGAAUGUGCUCUGAAGGCUUUAAGAGUGCCUUGUCCUUAUUAGCUGGACAUAACAGAAGGAGCAAGAAAAAAUUAAUUUUGUAUUUCAGUGAGCGAUACCUUCAGAAACACUGCAGUGUGUCAGAAACACCCGUUAAUAAUGAAGUGUGUAUUUGGGGACAUACGAUCUCCCCGCUUAGGGUGAUGAGGUGACUUAACCUACAGCCAUAUCUGUAUUCUAAGUUGGUCAGCUGGUCGUUCUGGGAGUUUCAGAUCCUGAGGAUUUUACUCCUUAUCGUCCUAAAUUUCCUGCCUACUUUUCUGAAUGUCAUUCUGUAUUUAGAGGAGAUGCAAUUUAACCCAGUUUAUUGGCACUAUAAGUUUUUUGUGACACAUUAAGCCAGAGAAGUAGAAUAAUGGAUUUUUUAUGUCUUCAUGACUGUUGGAUAGCUUUUGUCUGCACUGUGUAUUUAAUGCAAUUAACCUUUCAUGCUGGUACCAUAGUGUUUCAAUAGGUCUCGAAUUGACAGUAUUGACGUUACAUUGAUGGUAAAUGCUGAAGAAGCCAUUUCACCUGAAAAUGAUGAAAAUGUCAGAUUUAGUUUUCUCUGUUUCCCGUCAACCAGGAAACACCUUUUUACUGGCUGUUUAUCUCUGGGGGAUUACAGUCAGAGCUGGCCGAUGUUUGUCAGUGAAAACCACCGAAAAACAAGAUCUAACAGAUCUUUUCUUUUUAAAUGUAACGUGAAUGUGAUCACUGAACAGUUUCUAAAUGUAAAUAUAGCCUAAAUGAAGAUGUGGCACUAUAUCGACUAGCAUCCCAGCCGGAAAUGACGUUUGGUUUGUGCCGCAUGCUGAUUUGUUGACAUUGUAGUCUUCAGGGAACCAGCCAAUCAGGUCAAGGUUGGCAAAGUAAGCAAGGGCGUGACCAAUCACGUCACAGCUGACCAUGUCUCUGCAUUACCUAUAGAGUAGAAAAGUGAGUUUUGUGUAUGAAAAGCUGUUUGUGUUUUGAUGUUCACUUGUACCACAGUUACCCUUUGUAUAGUGGUACCUUUUUGCCAUGGGAGCCCUGCACCGCGGUAUCUGCCACCGCUUCACAGUG
Messenger RNA from Paramormyrops kingsleyae, 3895 nucleotides. RefSeq names its product alpha-N-acetylneuraminide alpha-2,8-sialyltransferase-like. Gene Ontology annotation, molecular function: alpha-N-acetylneuraminate alpha-2,8-sialyltransferase activity. NCBI's taxonomy places the organism in Eukaryota, Metazoa, Chordata, Actinopteri, Osteoglossiformes, Mormyridae. Gene Ontology annotation, biological process: N-glycan processing; oligosaccharide metabolic process. The record is from RefSeq and is a predicted model, not a curated record.